ACGAGUUGGAAGCAGCUCUGCUGCCGUGAUUUCCGUAACCCCGACGCUGCCCCCGUGCUGAUUCAUUGAUUUGGACGGGUUAUAUACUGGGAGGGGAAGUGCGAACCGCACUCGGCUCACUCGCCAGAGCAGAGCGCCGCUCGCUGCGAGCUCUCGGCCGCGGGACGCGCCGGCGGGAAAUAUGGAGAAGAGUGGCUGGGUCCUGCUGCUCAUGGGCUUACAUGUGGCCUGUGUCGCCCGUGCCCAGUGCCCAGAGCAGUGCCAGUGUGUCCGCACCGCCCAAGUGGAGUGCUCUGGUGCCAACAUUGCCACUGUUCCCAGCCCCAUCCCCGAAAACACCAUGACCCUGCAGAUCAUCAACACACACAUCACAGAGCUGGGUGCCGCGUCCUUCGGCAACGCUUCCAUGCUGAUUGGGCUGCGCAUUGAGAAGAACGACCUGUCGCGCAUCAGCCCUAGAGCCUUCCAGUACUUGCCCUCUCUGCGCUACCUCAGCCUGGCCAGCAACAAGCUGCAGGAGCUGCCCGUGGAAGUGUUCGAGCCUUUGGGCCAACUGGAGUCACUGCUCCUGUCCAGCAAUCAGCUCUUCCAUGUUGAGCCCUCCCACUUUGCCCAGCUGAGCAACCUCAAAGAGCUGCAGCUGCAUGGCAACAACCUGCAUGAGCUAACGGAGGGGGUCUUUGACCCACUCACCAGCCUCACCAAACUGAACCUGGCCAGGAACAACAUUGAGCAUCUACCGCCCCAGGCCUUUGAGAGGCUGACGCGGCUCCAGGUGCUGCGGCUCUAUGAGAACCGGCUCCGGCAGAUCCCUGCAGGUGCCUUUGAUGGGCUGCCGGAGCUGGAGGAGUUGGGGCUGCACCAGAAUCAGCUGCAGACACUGUCACCAGAGCUCUUCGUGCACAACGAGCGCCUCCAGAAGCUGUAUCUCUCCAACAACCUCAUCACUGCUCUGCCCAGUGGUGUCUUCCUGCCCUUACGUGCUCUCUCCAAGAUCACCCUACAUGUCAACCGGUUGCAGGAAAUUGCACCUGGUGCCUUUGGGCCCAUGCCUAACCUGAAGGAACUGUGGCUGUAUGACAAUGAGCUCACUGGCCUCCCUGAGGGUGUCUUCAGCAACCUCACCCAGCUGCAGCUCCUGGUACUGAGCAAGAACCAGCUGCGCUCGGUCUCGGCUGGCUCUUUCCAAGGCCUCGGCGAGCUGCUGGAGCUGUCACUGCACUCCAAUGCACUGCAGCGCCUGGAUGCUGAGGCUUUCCGUGGGCUUACCAAACUGCAGAACAUCUCGCUGCACAACAACCGGCUGCGGGUGCUGCCACAGGGUCUCUUUGGAGCCACUCCAGUGCUGAGGAAGGUGCAGCUGCAGGGCAACGUCCUUGAGUACCUGCCAGCGGGUGUCUUCGCCCCACUGUCCACCCUGCAGGAGGUUAGGCUGCACAACAACUCCUGGCACUGCGACGAGAAGAUCCUCUCUCUCAAGACCUGGCUCGAGGCCAACCAGCAGAAGGUGGGCGAGAUCCCCCCCGUGUGCGCCCUGCCGCUGCUCCUGCGGGGCGCUCCCAUUGUGGGACUGCGGCGCGACCAGCUGCUCUCCAACGGGCUGCCCGCAACAGCCGAGCCAGAGCACUUCACGGCCACCUCACGUCCCAGCACCUCGCUCUCUGCACAUCCCUCCGAGCUGGCCCCUGGGGCCACAGCGAUGGGGCACCCCACGGGGCUGCCGACUGCCCCUGGUCUCACAGAGGAGGAGGAGAAGGGGCAGUGGGGCCUGACACGGGCACAGAGUGGGGUGGUGGUGGCAGUCAUUGUGCUGGUGUGCGUAGCCCUGCUCUGUGCCCUCGUAGCGCUGGUGGCCUACAGCUGUAGGAAGAAGAGCCACGUCGUGCUCAUGAGGAUGAAGGCCCCCAAUGAAGCCUGAGUGUAGCGGCCAGCAAACCCUUGGGGGAGUGGUCUUGGUGAUAAAGCCCCUUGGUGCAGCCCCUGCCCAGGGCUGGGACACCUGACAGUGACAUUGUCAGCUGCAGUGGACAAGUUGGAUGGGCCAGCAUCACUCCGCGUCCCCUGCGCUGCUCUGCUUUGCCUUGUGCAGGCCCUCUUCUGCAGGGAGGUGAAACCCCAUGGUCACCUUUGCUCCUUUCCAGCCCCUUGCCUCCAGCAUGUCCUUUGUGCACAUUCCCCUGCACCCCAGGGUAUUCCUGGGGCCCAUCAUGUGCUGUGUGGUGCCUCAGCUGCACAGGUCAGGGACUGCCUAGGGCUCAGCAGGUAGCUGUAGCCUGACCAGAGUGGUGCUUUCCAGAGCAAGGGAGGAGGCGUGAUCUUGCCUGUCCUUUGCCUGGUGUUGCCCUUUGAGUAAUGCCUGCUGCUUGCCCUGGCACUGCCUGCUACCCUGCCUCACCUCCUGGUGCCUUGCACCUUUGCUCCUCUCCCACCUCAUGUCUGGGGAUGCAGGGUGCUAAACUGUUGUGCAGUGCUGGGAAGUGCAACACGGGCCUUUGCCCCAAGCAAAGCUGUGUGUCCUUGUGCUGGUUUGCAGUUUAUGGGCAUCCGGGGGAAAUCCCCUGGGACAGGGCUGUCUGUGCCUUGUCCCCUUGCCUGGACUGGGCUCCUGGCCCUGAGAUGCUCCUUGGUGCUACUGCAGCCUGCACAGAGUAAUCUGGAUGUGCCCUCCCUGCCUCUAGGCAGUGCAGGGUUGAGAAGAGCAGCAUCUUCCCCCAGUCCCAUCUCAAGAAAUGUCCUGAACUCAAUGCACUCGUGCUCCUCCUGACAGGAGGCUCUUGUCCUGGAGGUCUGCAUGGCCUGGGCAUAGCAGCAACCUCCCUGGCCAAGCUACAAACCAAGGCCUAAGCCCUGUGGUAGGCAGAUGCCAGCCUCUCUGAGGCCAUGUUGCUGCCUUCAGGCUCACAGCAUGCUGGGGGUGGGGGACAGCAUGCUGGGGGUGGGGGCUGCAAGGAGGCUGCUGCUGCAGGGAAAGUGCUAGUGAUUGGGAGAUCAGCACAAAAUACACAUGGAGCUGGACCAAGCAUCUGGCCAUGCCAGCUGGCCCUCACCCAAGGAAGCAUUUUGCAAAACCCCUUCCCCCACAUAGGCCCCUCUCCCUGGGGCUGGGAGAGACUCCCUGUACUUGUGUCCUGGUAAAGGAGGCUGCUGGGGCAUCCCAGGGCUGCAGCCUAUUGCGAGCUGGUCUAGCUUAUUUCUGCAUUUGACCCUGCAGUGCUGUGAUGGUGCUGGGCCACGCUAGGGAACGUCGCUGUGGCUGUCCGAGCGGUGGGCUAGGGGAGCUCCCCUGUACCUGCUGGUCUCCCUGCUGCCGUGUGCCCACCUUGGUGCGAGCAGGCCCCACGCUCACCCGCCGGUGCAUUCCUCCUGACUCGCACCUGCAGAAUAGCCUGGAAACAUGUGAAUGUGUCUGUGCUGUUCAGUACCUGCUCUGUGACCUCUCUGAUUAAAGUGCAAUUGUCCAUCUCCA
Molecule: messenger RNA, 3466 nt
Organism: Rhea pennata
Lineage: Eukaryota; Metazoa; Chordata; Aves; Rheiformes; Rheidae
Product: leucine-rich repeat-containing protein 15-like
Exons: 2
Coding region: 182-1918 (578 amino acids)
Molecular function (GO): protein binding
Source: RefSeq, a predicted model, not a curated record